This is a messenger RNA of Folsomia candida, 392 nucleotides long. RefSeq lists its product as uncharacterized. The transcript is spliced from 3 exons. Lineage: Eukaryota; Metazoa; Arthropoda; Collembola; Entomobryomorpha; Isotomidae. The record is from RefSeq and is a predicted model, not a curated record. The coding region runs from base 49 to 369 and encodes 106 amino acids.
GUAAGGGUGCCAAUUUGACAUUCCUCAGCUUUAGCUAAAGAGUGGAUAAUGAAUAAAUUCAUUGUAUCCAUAUUUCUAAUUCUUGGCGUGUUUGCCUUAUCCAUGGGCGCACCCACUUUCACUAAUAGGCAGGGUGACGAGUUACCUGACAAGGGAUCGGGUUCCCUAAUCGAAAUGGAAAUCAACAACUCAGUUCUUAAAUUCCUUCCUGAUCAAAACAAAAAAAUUCCAUCUAGGGAAAAACGAGCUCCACUUCAUCAAACAAAACACUACUGGGCCAGGGAACGGAGUGAUAACACAAGUGAUGGCGGCGAGAAAGUAUUUAAUCGCCGCAGUGGACUAAAUCUCAAGUAUCGCCUUCAUCCUUGAGAGCAACAUUUGCAAAAAAAAAA